Messenger RNA from Carassius carassius (crucian carp), 926 nucleotides. Its product is annotated as protein phosphatase 1 regulatory subunit 17-like. Gene Ontology annotation, molecular function: protein phosphatase inhibitor activity. Gene Ontology annotation, biological process: regulation of phosphatase activity. The record is from RefSeq and is a predicted model, not a curated record. Bases 318 to 707 code for a protein of 129 amino acids. The transcript has 3 exons. NCBI's taxonomy places the organism in Eukaryota, Metazoa, Chordata, Actinopteri, Cypriniformes, Cyprinidae.
GCGGGUUUUCAUUGCUGUUGGUGUUAUUUUUGUUAGCUGACUGAGCCUCGAAAUGUACAUUUUUAUUUUCUCUGGCAUGUAAUUUCCUGGAGGAAGUACAUAUGUUCUUUGAAAAAUGAAUAUUAAUAUGGAAUCAAACACAUUAUGUUUUUUGUCUAUCUAAUACGAUGCAUUCAAGUAUAGUGCAUUGACGUGACAUAAUUAACCAUAGUACAUAAAAUUAGCUAAUUACAUUAAAUUCAGAGCCCAAACAGAAAUAAAAUGAUCAUUUUGUGAGAAGCUGUGUUUGUUUAAUCAGCUUCAAACAUUCAGUAAAUAUGCUUUCCAGUAAAUAUGGCAGAGCCUUUGUCAUGCAUAUAAGUGUGUGUGUGUGUGUGUGUGUGUGUGUGUGUGUAUUGAGCAUGAGCUGUUAUCUGAUACCUGAACAGACUGCUGUGGGGAGCAUCUCCACUGACUGUGUGAGGUCACUCUCAGACAAAGCUGAACACACACUCACCAUGCACGAACAUCUCUAUGUGAACACUGAAAUGGAAAAUCAGAAGCAGAGCUCCGAGGAACAUCAGCAGGACAAACUGGGACAGAAGAAACCCCGCAGGAAAGACACUCCCGUACUCAACAGCCCUCCACUCAUACCAGGCGUGAGACUGAUGAAGACAGAGGUUCAAAUGAUUCAUCAGGAGGAUGAGGAGAAGGAGAUGAAGAAGUAGAUGUGUUUCAAACAUUUGGUUUUCAUUGUAGCUAGAGUUUUUUUUUUUGUCGUCUGAGCCUUCAUUUAAUGUAGGUUUCGCAGAAUUUUUUGCAUUGUCAUUAAUUUCAUCAUUUGAGUUACAUUGUAUAAAGAACUUGGAAUGAUGCAAAGAACCUAUUUUAAUUACAGCAUGAACAUCAGGUUAGAAAAGUGUGAUUUUCAUUUAUAAAACUCUAAA